Molecule: messenger RNA, 315 nt
Organism: Exophiala xenobiotica
Lineage: Eukaryota; Fungi; Ascomycota; Eurotiomycetes; Chaetothyriales; Herpotrichiellaceae
Exons: 1
Coding region: 1-315 (104 amino acids)
Source: RefSeq, a predicted model, not a curated record
AUGAGAGGAGGGGGUAGUGGCCCACCUCCUUGUCGAGAGAUGGGCAUUGCUGUAGGAGGAUUGAUUGAGCAGGCCAUCUUCCGCGAUCCUUACCCUGCUGCCGCGUGGAAGGCCGCUGCAACGGUCGUUUUCAACGUGCAGAUCCUUAACUCGUCCACAUUCGAAGCUAUCACAGGCACCCCGGCCUCAGACACUCCGAUUACCUUAGAUACCUAUACCGAGCUCGGCCUUCCGUUCUUUGAACUCCCCGAAGAAAAGAGCGACAUACAUGGGCGUAAAGACUUGAAAUAUCGGCUGGAGAGCGCGAUGGUCUGA